Messenger RNA from Neoarthrinium moseri, 1776 nucleotides. RefSeq lists its product as uncharacterized. Gene Ontology annotation, molecular function: flavin adenine dinucleotide binding; oxidoreductase activity, acting on CH-OH group of donors. NCBI's taxonomy places the organism in Eukaryota, Fungi, Ascomycota, Sordariomycetes, Amphisphaeriales, Apiosporaceae. The record is from RefSeq and is a predicted model, not a curated record. Bases 1 to 1776 code for a protein of 591 amino acids. The transcript is spliced from 8 exons.
AUGUCAUCCCGAGCCGUGUUUCGCACGUCGAUUCUGAUCGUAGCCUUGAUGUUCCUAGUCGCUACCACAACCCAUGCUACGAUUAUCACCAACGACACGGCUCAUUUGGCCGAUGGAAGGUUUGAUUAUAUCAUCGUCGGCGCGGGUCUGACAGGUAUCACCGUCGCCAACAAGCUCAGCGCCGCCAAUCACUCAGUGCUGUUGAUUGAGGCAGGGCCUGAUCCGAGCUGGAACCCAGCCGUCUACAAUGCCGAGGAGCGUGGUGACUUGAAUGGUUACUGCAAUUGGCGCUAUCCGGCUUACAAUGAGUCUGGGGUUCGUCUAGAUUGGGAAAUCGAUUCUGGCAAGUGUGUUGGGGGUGGAACGUCAAUAAACGGGAUGGUGUGGUACCGGCCAACAGAGAUAGAGGUCAAUAAACUGCAAGAUCUUGGGAAUCCCGGGUGGAAUUGGGCUGCGCUGGAACCUUACAUGCAAGCAAUCGAGAAGUUCCAUCCCCCUGAUGAAACUCAAUCCCAGCAAGGUGCAGGCUAUGAUCCUGAUGUGCAUGGCUAUGUUGGAGUCGUCAACGUCUCAUUCCCGACGCCGAUGCGCAUCCCGAAAGCACAAGUAAUAUAUAAGCAAGCCCUACCUAUAGUGUUCCCAGGCUUGACAGUCGGUAAUGACCUCUCGAACCGCUCAUCCAUUGUCUCGGCUUCCAGUUCAUGGACUAUCUGGUACGACCCCGUCAGCGGCAAUAACCGCCGCUCUUCGGCCGCCAACGCACUACUGUCGGCACCUGACCAGAAACGCGCGAGCUUCGUUGUCCUCACAGACCAUAAAGUCGACAAGGUAGUCUUGAACUCGAGCCUGAGAGCCACCGGCGUGACAUUUGCGUCGAGUCCAACAGGCGAGACAUCGACAGCCUACGUGAGCAGGGAAGUCAUACUGGCGGCCGGGUCCCUCGGAACUCCUCCCAUACUCGAACGCUCAGGAAUAGGCCGUGGCGAUAUCCUUGAGCGUGCUGGUGUAAGUCAGCUUGUUGACCUGCCCGGUGUCGGUGCCAAUCUCAAUGAUCAGCCUGGCACGGGAACGUCUGCCCUGGUGCGAAAAGACUUAUGGAACGAUACGGGUCUCAUUGACGGGAGGAAUCUCUUCGCCCCUGAAAUCAGCCUGGUCAAUGUGGAUGAGCUCUGGGCUGCUGUCAAUGCUGGUUCUGCUGCAACUCUGGAGGGCGCUCAGCGUGUCUUGAAUACUUCCAUCGAUUUGAUUCUGAACUCCAGGCUGCCUGUUGGUGAAUUCGUGGCGGAGUCCUACCCCACGAUACUCUUCGCCGCCUUCUGGCCUUCGAUGCCGCUCUCGCGGGGACAUAUCCACAUCAACGCCUCAGAUCCAUUUUCCGACCCCAUCAUCACGCCAAGACUGCUCACGGAUUCUUUUGAUCAGGCUGUUGGUGUGGCCCUUGCAAAACGGUCUCGGGACCUCUUCUCCAGCAUGCCGUUCGCCGAAGUUGUCCAGGACUCGUACUACGACCCGCAUAUCGGGGUAAAUGGGACCGAUGAGGAGUACUUAGCCUGGUACAAGAGCACCACGUUUGGUGCGAGUCACUGGAUUGGAAGCACAGCUAUGAUGAAGAGGGAGUGGGGUGGUGUUGUAGAUGCCAAGUUACGGGUCUAUGGGGUCCGGGGUCUGCGAGUCGUGGAUGCUGGCACGUUACCAUUCCAGAUCACGAGUCAUCCAAUGGCUAUGCUGUAUGCCAUUGCACAGAGGGCAGCUGACAUCAUUAUGGGCAAUAUUUGA